This is a messenger RNA of Miscanthus lutarioriparius, 1461 nucleotides long. Lineage: Eukaryota; Viridiplantae; Streptophyta; Magnoliopsida; Poales; Poaceae. The record is from the annotation of a GenBank genome assembly.
AUGAUCCGACUACCGACGUACGCGGCGUUCAGCCUGCUGGCGACGGCGUCCGCGGCGUACUACGCGUUCAGCAGCCGGGAGCAGUUCUACCCGGCGAUGGUGUACCUCUCCACCUCCAAGAUCUGCUUCGUGCUGCUCCUGAACAUGGGCCUCGUCGCCAUGUGCGUCGCCUGGCAGCUCGCCAGGCGCCUCUUCCUCGGCUCGCUCCGGGAGGCUGAGGUCGAGCGCCUCAACGAGCAGGCCUGGCGGGAGGUCAUCGAGAUCCUCUUCGCCGUCACCAUCUUCCGGCAGGACUUCUCGGUGUCCUUCCUCGCCAUGGUCGCCGCGCUGCUCCUCGUCAAGGCGCUGCACUGGCUCGCGCAGAAGAGGGUCGAGUACAUCGAGACCACGCCCUCCGUGCCCUUGCUCUCGCACGUCAGGAUCGUCUCCUUCAUGGUUUUCCUGCUCACCAUCGACUGCCUCUUCCUGUCUAACUCGCUUAGGUCACUCAUACAGAAGCGGGAGGCGUCCGUUGCCAUCUUCUUCUCCUUUGAUGACAUGCUAAUGGAAGGCCAAUGGGAGAGAAAGGCAGUGUAUACAUUUUACUUGGAGCUCAUCAGUGACCUUGUGCACCUGUCCUUAUACAUGCUCUUCUUCAUAGCUAUCUUCCUAAACUAUGGUGUCCCGCUGCACCUGAUUCGUGAGCUAUAUGAGACCUUCCGCAACUUCAGAAUUCGCAUUGCAGAUUAUGUACGCUACAGAAAGAUCACUUCCAACAUGAAUGAACGCUUUCCAGAUGCUACAACAGAAGAGCUCGAUGUGAGCGAUGCUACAUGUAUUAUUUGCCGUGAGGAGAUGACUACAGCAAAGAAACUGCUCUGCGGGCAUCUGUUCCAUGUGCAUUGUCUAAGGUCUUGGUUAGAGCGCCAGCACACUUGCCCUACAUGCAGAGCUCCAAUCAUUCCCGCAGAUAAUGGACGUGCUGCAUCAGCGCGACAACAUGGAGCUCAAGCCGGAGUUCAGCCUGAAGGAGCACCAGGUGAGAACAUGAGCAGGCGCCAAGCAAAACUUGAAGCUGCUGCAGCGGCAGCUUCUUUAUAUGGAAGAUCUUUUGUUUAUCCUCCAGCAAACACCCUAAACAGGUCUGGUCCUCUGCUGUCUACAUCAAGCACACCACAAUCUGAAGCAAGUAGCUCCAAUCAGUCACAAAAAGACCAAGAAAUGCAGUUCCGAAACAGCAACGAUGGUUUAGUGCCUCUGCCUUUUAAUGCAAAUGGUGCUGUUGGUUCAGGAACAAGCACAAGGGAUCUUGAAAAUUCACUGCAGAAGGCACAAGAAAACUUUAUUAAAAGCCAGAUUGAGAUUUCUUUCAUUGAUAUAUCAAUAAUAUCCAACAACCCUGAUAAGCUGUACAUCUUCUAUCCAGAUGUUACAAAUCCAACUGCAAAUGGUGCAGUGUGGCGCCGCUGCGUCGCCCAGUAA